Molecule: messenger RNA, 4731 nt
Organism: Sorex fumeus (smoky shrew)
Lineage: Eukaryota; Metazoa; Chordata; Mammalia; Eulipotyphla; Soricidae
Gene: ASAP1
Product: ArfGAP with SH3 domain, ankyrin repeat and PH domain 1
Exons: 31
Coding region: 133-3570 (1145 amino acids)
Biological process (GO): positive regulation of GTPase activity
Cellular component (GO): cytoplasm
Molecular function (GO): GTPase activator activity; protein binding
Source: RefSeq, a predicted model, not a curated record
GAGCACCGCGCUCUCUUCUCCGACGCGGGGUGCUGCGGGUUGCAGGCUUGGUGCGCCGCGCCCGAGCCGGCGAUGGAAUAAUGCCCAGCGGCCCGCCCGGUCCCGGUAAUUUUCUGAUGUGACGGCUGAGACAUGAGAUCUUCAGCCUCCAGGCUCUCUAGUUUUUCGUCAAGAGAUUCACUAUGGAAUCGGAUGCCGGACCAGAUCUCCGUCUCCGAAUUCAUCGCCGAGACCACCGAGGACUACAACUCGCCCACCACGUCCAGCUUCACUACUCGGUUGCACAACUGCAGAAACACCGUCACGCAGCUGGAGGAGGCUCUAGACCAAGAUAGAACAGCCUUACAGAAAGUGAAAAAGUCUGUAAAAGCAAUAUAUAAUUCCGGUCAAGAUCAUGUGCAAAAUGAAGAAAACUAUGCACAAGUUCUUGAUAAGUUUGGGAGUAAUUUUUUAAGUCGAGACAACCCAGAUCUUGGCACUGCUUUUGUCAAGUUUUCAACUCUUACAAAGGAAUUGUCCACACUGCUGAAAAAUCUGCUCCAAGGUCUGAGUCACAAUGUGAUUUUCACCUUGGAUUCCUUGUUAAAAGGAGACCUAAAGGGAGUCAAAGGAGAUCUUAAGAAGCCAUUUGACAAAGCCUGGAAAGAUUAUGAGACAAAGUUUACAAAAAUUGAGAAGGAGAAGAGAGAGCAUGCAAAACAGCAUGGGAUGAUCAGGACCGAGAUAACUGGAGCUGAGAUUGCUGAGGAAAUGGAGAAAGAAAGGCGACUGUUUCAGCUCCAAAUGUGUGAAUAUCUCAUUAAAGUCAACGAAAUCAAGACCAAAAAGGGUGUGGAUCUGCUGCAGAAUCUUAUCAAGUAUUAUCAUGCACAGUGCAAUUUCUUUCAAGAUGGUUUGAAGACAGCUGAUAAGUUGAAACAGUACAUCGAAAAAUUGGCUGCUGACCUAUAUAAUAUAAAACAGACCCAAGAUGAAGAAAAGAAACAGCUCACAGCCCUCCGAGACUUAAUAAAAUCCUCUCUUCAACUUGAUCAGAAAGAAGAUUCCCAGAGCCGGCAAGGAGGAUACAGCAUGCAUCAGCUCCAAGGCAAUAAGGAGUAUGGCAGUGAGAAGAAGGGCUACCUGCUGAAGAAAAGUGAUGGGCUCCGAAAAGUGUGGCAAAGAAGGAAGUGUGCAGUAAAGAAUGGGAUUCUUACCAUCUCACAUGCCACAUCUAACAGGCAGCCAGCGAAAUUGAACCUUCUCACCUGCCAGGUGAAGCCGAAUGCAGAGGACAAGAAAUCUUUUGACCUGAUAUCACAUAAUAGGACGUAUCAUUUUCAGGCAGAAGAUGAGCAGGAUUAUGUAGCGUGGAUAUCAGUGUUGACAAAUAGCAAAGAAGAGGCGUUAACCAUGGCCUUUCGUGGAGAGCAGAGUACUGGAGAGAACAGCUUGGAAGAUCUGACAAAAGCCAUCAUUGAGGACAUCCAGCGGCUGCCUGGUAAUGAAGUCUGCUGCGAUUGUGGCUCAUCAGAACCCACCUGGCUUUCGACCAACUUGGGUAUUUUGACCUGCAUAGAAUGUUCCGGCAUCCAUAGGGAAAUGGGGGUUCAUAUUUCUCGGAUUCAGUCUUUGGAACUAGACAAAUUAGGAACUUCUGAACUCUUGCUGGCCAAGAACAUAGGAAACAAUAGUUUUAAUGACAUUAUGGAAGCAAAUUUACCUAGCCCCUCUCCAAAACCCACCCCUUCGAGUGAUAUGACUGUACGGAAAGAAUAUAUCACUGCAAAGUAUGUAGACCAUAGGUUUUCUAGAAAGAUAUGUUCAACUUCAUCAGCGAAACUGAAUGAAUUGCUCGAGGCCAUUAAAUCCAGGGAUUUACUUGCACUAAUUCAAGUCUAUGCAGAAGGAGUAGAGCUAAUGGAACCACUGCUGGACCCCGGACAGGAGCCAGGGGAGACAGCUCUUCACCUUGCAGUUCGAACUGCAGACCAGACAUCGCUACAUUUAGUUGACUUCCUUAUACAAAACUGUGGGAAUCUGGAUAAGCAGACCACCCUGGGAAAUACAGUUCUACACUACUGUAGUAUGUAUGGUAAAUCAGAAUGUUUAAAGCUUCUUCUCAGGAGCAAACCCACUGUGGAUAUUGUAAACCAGGCUGGAGAGACUGCUCUUGACAUAGCAAAGAGACUAAAAGCUACACAAUGUGAAGAUCUGCUUUCCCAGGCUAAAUCUGGAAAGUUUAAUCCACAUGUUCAUGUAGAAUAUGAGUGGAAUCUUCGACAAGAUGAGAUGGAUGAAAGUGAUGAUGAUCUGGAUGAUAAACCAAGCCCCAUCAAAAAAGAGCGCUCCCCCAGACCUCAGAGCUUCUGCCACGCCUCCAGCAUCUCCCCCCAGGACAAGCUGUCACUGCCGGGAUUCAGCACCCAGAGGGACAAGCAGCGGCUCUCCUAUGGCGCCUUCACCAACCAGAUCUUUCCCUCCACAAGCACAGACUCACCCACAUCACCAACGAGCGAGGCGCCACCUCUGCCUCCCAGAAACGCCGGGAAAGAAUGUAAAAAGCUCUUUUGGAGCCUUUCUGGAUCUUCAGGUCCAACUGGCCCACCUUCAACACUCCCUCUAAGCACCCAGACCUCUAGUGGCAGCUCCACCCUGUCCAAGAAGAGGCCUCCUCCCCCACCACCAGGACACAAGAGAACCCUGUCCGACCCUCCCAGCCCACUACCUCAUGGGCCCCAAAACAAAGGCGCAGUUCCUUGGGGUAACGACGUGGGUUCGUCAUCUUCAAGUAAGACUGCGAACAAGUUUGAGGGACUGUCUCAACAGUCAAGCACCAGUUCUGCAAAGACUGCCCUUGGCCCAAGAGUUCUUCCUAAACUACCUCAGAAAGUGGCACUAAGGAAAACAGAAACCAGUCAUCAUCUUUCACUCGACAAAGCCAGUAUCCCGCCGGAAAUCUUCCAGAAAUCAUCACAGUUGGCAGAGUUGCCGCAGAAGCCACCCCCAGGGGACCUGCCCCCAAAGCCCACAGAACUUGCUCCCAAACCGCAGAUGGGAGAGCUGCCUCCGAAGCCAGGAGAACUGCCCCCCAAGCCGCAGCUGGGCGACCUCCCGCCCAAGCCCCAGCUCUCUGAGUUACCACCCAAGCCGCAGAUGAAAGACCUGCCCCCCAAGCCACAGCUGGGCGACCUGCUGGCCAAGCCCCAGCCAGCCGACAUCUCCCCCAAGACUCAGCAGCCCGGGGACCUCCUGCAGAAGUCCCACCCCCUGGAUCUGUCCCCGAACAUGCCAUCCCGAGACACCGUCCCAAAGCAGGCUUCCGAGGACUCCAGUGACCUCACGCCCACGCUGCCCGAGACACCAGUGCCACUGCCCAGGAAAAUCAACACGGGGAAGAACAAAGUGAGGCGGGUGAAGACCAUCUACGACUGCCAGGCCGACAACGACGACGAGCUCACCUUCAUCGAGGGGGAAGUGAUCAUCGUCACGGGGGAGGAGGACCAGGAGUGGUGGAUCGGGCACAUUGAGGGGCAGCCUGAAAGGAAGGGGGUCUUCCCGGUGUCCUUCGUUCACAUCCUGUCUGACUAGCAGAAGAGCAGACCCUGAAGAUUGUCCACGCCCUUUGUGCAAGACUGCUGGCUCCAUGUCACCCUGCGCACACCAUGUACAUAGCUGCUGUUACAGAGCAGAAAGCUGCUGGAAGGGCCGCCUCAACGGGGGGAUCGCGUGUGCUGUAAAUAUCCUGUGGUCUUCUGCCUUCGCCAGUAUUAGGGUAGCCUUGGGACCUGGCACGCCUUACUGGUCUGCCAAAGCCAUCCUUGGCAUCUAGCACUUACAUCUCUAUCCAUGCUGUGUUUCAAGCAAACAAACAGAAACAGAAAUAUCCAAACUGCCAGCUUUGCAAAUAGAAGUGGCCUCCAGCGGCCGUUGGAAGGCACAGAAUCCACUCUCCGUUCCUAACAAUACAGUAUUCUUCCAUUGUGUUACUGAAAAACGCAACAUUAGCAAAGAGGUGGGUACUGUUUUCCAGGUGAAACUUUAGCUCCAUGACAGACCAACCUGUAGUUAACCUGUGCACCGUUUACAGCUCUACAAAACCUACUUUGGUAUUUAUUAAAGACAAGUGCUCAGUUAGAUGUAAGUGUUAUUCCUUCAGCAAAAUACUCAUUCACCCGAAACCUUUGGUGACAUUUUACUAUGCCCACAGCCUCAUGCAAGUUUAGACAAGUUAGGUUUCUACUGUCUUAAAAUGACGAGUGCCCAGCCCUGAGAUAUUAUUACCUCAUUAUGCAAAAAUACAUAUCCUUCAUGACUAUUUUGAGAAAAGUUUAAAAUACAUCUGAAGAAGGUCAACUUUCAGGAACCAAGGACUGCCAAAAAUAUUAGCCUCUACAUUAUGCAUGCAUUUAGAAGCUUACCCGAAAUCUGCCUUUUAUAAAGGAAAAGUAUGGACAAGUGGAACUGUACAUUUUUUUAAAAAACUUGAUUGCCAUUAAAGCAGAAAUUAUAAGGUUGCAACAAUAUGUGUUUCUAGUCAGUCAUUUGACUUUCUCAGCAUGUAUUUACAUAUCAUAAGAUGAAUUCUAUCCUUCCAUGUGUGGAAGCAGCCAACAUGUCCACUUUAAAUUACUUUCUGAGUUUUGUCCUUAGGCAAAUUUAAACUUUUAAAGACUCUUCAAGAAGAUGGCGAGUUUAAAAGUCAACUCUGCACACAAUUUCCCCACUGUAGAAGCCCAGGUGCUGACCUUC